Messenger RNA from Raphanus sativus (radish), 687 nucleotides. Its product is annotated as pheromone-processing carboxypeptidase KEX1-like. The transcript is spliced from 9 exons. Gene Ontology annotation, cellular component: RNA polymerase III complex. Gene Ontology annotation, biological process: transcription by RNA polymerase III. The record is from RefSeq and is a predicted model, not a curated record. NCBI's taxonomy places the organism in Eukaryota, Viridiplantae, Streptophyta, Magnoliopsida, Brassicales, Brassicaceae. The coding region runs from base 1 to 513 and encodes 170 amino acids.
AUGGCUUACAGAGGAGGACGAGGAAGAGGUGGGUUUGGCGUUGAGUAUGCAAAGUCAGAGCCUUUCGUGAUUUUCCCGGACAUUACGUUACCUGACCGCAAAUCAAUCUCAGAAGUCAAUCAAUUCAAUGAUCGUUUUGACAGGUUUUGGAGAACUUCGAUUUACCACUUAGGCGAUGGAGUUUCAAAGAGAGAGAGUGAGAGUUUAGACAUUGAGAGACCUGAUAACUUCCCUAAAGAACUUCUUGGAGAUACUUCAAGAGAACGGCCUGUGAAGAGAGCUAAAUGGACUCAGGACGCAGAUCUGCAGAAGUUGGAGGUUUUGGAGAAGCUUGAAGCAAAGCUUAAGGCUGAAGGGAAGGCAGAUAAUGAAGAAGGAGAAGGUGAUGAUGAAGCUGAGGAAUCUGAGGGAGAAGAUUCUGAUAACGGAGACUAUGAUAAGAAUGAAGAGUUUGAUGAUGACGACGACGAUUAUAACGGCCCAGAGGAUAAUGAUAAUGAAGCAGUGUAUUAAAGCUUCUUCUUCGUCUUGGGAGCCAAGAGAAGCUAGGCUUGUCCCCAUGUUUUUGUCCAAGAACUCGAGCACACUUAUUAUCCCUCUUGAUCUCAACUUAUAUGACCAAAGCUAAUAUCAAAUACGGAGAAAUGCAAUAGAUGAUCAUAGAUUAGUUAACAAUUAAUGUCUAAC